UACCCCCUCUCUCCUUCCUCUUUCGUAGUGGCUGUGCAACACUCAAUCUAGUCGAGAAAUUGGUCGGGUUUGAAAAAAACUCAUCCACACAGCCAUCAAACCUAAAUCACACCUCCAUCCGUUAGAAAAAUGCCUCCUAAGUUCGAUCCUAAUGAGAUCAAAAUCAUCUACCUCAGAGCAACCGGUGGAGAGGUUGGUGCCACAUCUGCUCUAGCACCUAAGAUCGGUCCUCUUGGUUUGUCACCCAAAAAAGUUGGAGAUGACAUCGCCAAGGCAACAGGGGACUGGAAGGGGUUACGUAUCACUGUCCAGUUGACAAUCCAGAACAGGCAGGCCAAGGUGUCAGUUGUACCAAGUGCAUCAUCACUCAUCAUCAGAGCUCUGAAAGAACCACAAAGGGAUCGCAAGAAAGUCAAAAAUAUCAAACACAAUGGUAAUUUGACCUUGGAUCAAAUUAUUGAGAUUGCCAAAACCAUGAGGCCGCGAUCAAUGGCUCGUUUACUGUCAGGUACUGUCAAGGAGAUCCUGGGAACAUGUCAAUCAGUUGGCUGCACAGUAGAUGGACAGCCUCCUCAUGAUAUCAUUGACAAGAUCAAUGACAAUGAAAUAGAAAUUCCGGAGGAAUAAACCUUGGUUUUCAAUAAAGAA
Messenger RNA from Pocillopora damicornis (cauliflower coral), 648 nucleotides. Its product is annotated as large ribosomal subunit protein uL11. Lineage: Eukaryota; Metazoa; Cnidaria; Anthozoa; Scleractinia; Pocilloporidae. The record is from RefSeq and is a predicted model, not a curated record. Gene Ontology annotation, biological process: translation. Gene Ontology annotation, cellular component: ribosome; cytosolic large ribosomal subunit. Gene Ontology annotation, molecular function: structural constituent of ribosome; large ribosomal subunit rRNA binding.